UUUAUAUACCUGGUUCAGACCUUACAGUUGACGAGGCUAUGGUCCGAUUUACAGGUCGAUCUCUUGAGACGACAACGAUUCCAACGAAACCUAUCCCAACUGGAUAAGAUCUGGAUCCUUGCCCAGUCUGGCUACUGUAUACGGUGGCUGUGGCACGUCCAUGGAAAGGGCCCAUACGCAUUAGUCCCCCAGGC
Molecule: messenger RNA, 194 nt
Organism: Colletotrichum phormii
Lineage: Eukaryota; Fungi; Ascomycota; Sordariomycetes; Glomerellales; Glomerellaceae
Exons: 2
Source: RefSeq, a predicted model, not a curated record